Messenger RNA from Trifolium pratense (red clover), 3614 nucleotides. RefSeq lists its product as uncharacterized. Gene Ontology annotation, biological process: lipid metabolic process. The transcript has 13 exons. The coding region runs from base 195 to 3437 and encodes 1080 amino acids. Gene Ontology annotation, molecular function: GTP binding. NCBI's taxonomy places the organism in Eukaryota, Viridiplantae, Streptophyta, Magnoliopsida, Fabales, Fabaceae. The record is from RefSeq and is a predicted model, not a curated record.
UACAUAGAUUUGGUAUCACUUGUACAAGAACUGAACUGGAUCCUCAAAAUCUAAUCUAACCGUAAACAAAUCACUACAAAAAAAAUUCAUCAAUUUUAAUUUUAUUACUAAUUAUUGUAAUAAUUAUUUGAUUUUAAUUUGGUGAAUAAAAAAAUCCAAUUAGGUUAUUCCCGAAUCAUCUCUUGGGUUCGGCAAUGGAAUUCAUCCAGAGCCGCGUUGAGCCAUGGAUGAGAGAACAAGGAGCUAGACUCAUGAAGGUUUCGUGGGGUCCACUUCAAUGGCGUCGUAUGAGAUGGCCAUGGACUAACCACCGUGAACAGAAGAAACGGAUCAAGGAAGAAUAUGAACGCCGUCGGAAACAGCUCAAUGAUCUCUGUCUUGCUCUUAAAACUGAUUCUCUUUCCGAUUUGCAGGAUCUUCUUUGUUGCAUGGUUCUAUCUGAGUGUGUUUACAAGAGGCCUGCUACUGAGAUGAUUCGAGCUGUAAAUAAGUUUAAGUCCGAUUUUGGAGGACAAAUUGUUGCUUUGGAGCGAGUGCAACCUUCAUCAGAUCAUGUUCCUCAUAGGUAUUUAUUGGCAGAGGCAGGGGACACUUUAUUUGCUUCUUUUAUAGGAACAAAGCAAUACAAGGAUGUAAUUGCUGAUGCAAAUAUACUUCAAGGUGCAAUCUUUCAUGAGGACGCUGCUGAAGAAUCUGACGCACAUGUAGAAACUGAAUCUGAUAAGGGUGAAAACCAAAGUGGAAAAGAAUAUACGUGGAAUCCUCUAGAGUCCAGGUCAAAACAAAUGAAGAGUAAAUAUAAACCUGCUGUCCAUAGGGGUUUCAUGGCCCGUGCUAAAGGAAUACCUGCAUUAGAAUUGUACAGGCUUGCUCAAAAGAAAAAACGCAAGCUUGUUUUGUGUGGCCAUUCACUUGGAGGAGCAGUAGCGGCAUUAGCUACUCUUGCCAUUUUGAGAGUAAUUGCUGCUUCAUCUUCAUCAAAGGAAAAUGGGAAUGUCUCUGUCAAAUGUAUUACAUUUUCUCAACCGCCUGUUGGAAAUGCUGCUUUGAAGGACUACAUUAAUAGAAAAGGUUGGCAGCAUUAUUUCAAGAGUUAUUGCAUCCCCGAAGAUUUGGUUCCCCGUAUUUUAUCUCCUGCAUAUUUUCGCCAUUAUAAUGCUCAGUCUGUGCCAGUGGCUUCUGAAACUGAAACUAACAGCUUAUUAUUGAGAGAACUGGAGGAAGGGGUAACAAAGCCAAAAGCCAAUGAUGGAGAACAGUUGGUUUUGGGAGUAGGUCCUGUGCAGAAGUCCUUCUGGAGACUCUCAAGGCUAGUCCCUAUAGAAGGAUUGCGAAGACAAUUUAGUAAACACCAAGAAAGAAGAAUAGAUUCUGUUGAAACAAGUUCAUCGCCUGAUUCUCUUGCUGAUACCUUGAUUGAGGAGGAAGUGGUUCAACCACGGUCACUUGAAAUACAGGAGAGUUCUGAUGGCAUAUCGCUCAAGCCUUUUCCUGAAACUGAUAAACAUUCAUUGGAGGUGUCGGCAAAUGGGAAAACAAAUGCAAAGACCAAUAACAUAAAUGGAGAUGAAGGAAAAUGGAACAGAGUACCUUAUUUACCAUCAUAUGUACCAUUUGGACAGCUUUAUUUAUUGGAGAAUUCCUCUGUAGAGUCACUAUCAGGGGCAGAGUACUCGAAGUUGACAUCGGUCAGAUCAGUGAUUGCUGAAUUGAGGGAAAGAUUUCAAUCACAUUCAAUGAGAUCAUAUCGAUCUCGGUUUCAGAGAAUCUUUGACUUAUGUAUGAAUGAAGAUGCAUCAUCUUUCUUAGGGAUUGAGCAAUGGCACCAGGCUUCUCAUCUACAGCAAUGGCUUGGGCUAGCUGCUGCAGACACUGUUGAGCUUGGGCAUAUAGUAGAGUCUCCUACUAUUCGAACUGCAACUUCUAUUGUUCCUCUAGGAUGGAAUGGUGUGCCUGGAGCGAAAAAUGGAGAACCUCUGAAAGUUGAUAUUACUGGUUUUGGGUUACAUCUCUGUACGCUUGUUCAUGCUCAAGUGAAUGGUGACUGGUGUUCAACUACAGUGGAAUCCUUUCCUUCUGCACCAAACUAUUCUUCAAAUCAAGAAAUUCAGCCUGAGUUACAGAAGAUGAGAAUAAUAGUUGGUGCUCCGCAAAGAACACCUCCAAAACAUCAAACUGUGUUAGACUCUUUGAUGCCUACUUUUACCUCCGUUGAUUCAAAGACUGCUGGUAGUUCAGCACCUGUUGACAAGGAUACAUCUGUCCGUCCAGAAAGUUUAAAUAACUUUUUAAUAUUUUGCACCAGUGAUUUUACAACUGUUUCCAAAGAGGUUCAUUUGAGAACCCGUAGAGUACGAUUAGUUGGGCUGGAGGGAUCCGGUAAAACUACUCUUUUAAAGGCAAUCGUGAAUAAAUGUAAACCAAGUACUGCCACUUAUGAUGAUGCAGUUUCAGAUAUUGACCUGCAAGAAGUUAUUGCUGACGGUUUGUGCUAUUGUGACUCUGCCGGAAUAAAUAUGCAGGUUUUCUCUUUUAGUCCUUGUUUUCCCCUGUUUUUUUUUACUGCUUUUCCCUGCAAAGUGGCCUGUGCUUUAUAUAUACACUUGGUUAUAAGGACCAAAAAUCAAAUAUUAUUUAUAGGGACUAAAAACUUAUUUAACCCUAAAAUAUAUAGUAAUGUUCAUUCGCUUUUUUAUUUAAUUGUUUUUCAGAAACUGAAUUCGGAAACCUCUCGCUUCAAGGAUGAACUGUGGGCUGGAAUAAGAGAUCUAAAUAGAAAGACAGAUUUGAUUGUUCUUGUUCAUAACCUAUCCCAUAGUAUACCUCGGUAUAGUGAUUCAAAUGGUACUCAACAGAAGCCAGUUCUGUCACUUUUCUUGGAUGAAGCUAAAUGUCUUGGAAUUCCCUGGGUUCUUGCAAUAACAAACAAAUUUGCAGUUAGUGCACACCAUCAAAAGGCAGCAAUUGAUGCUGCUUUGAAAGCUUACCAAGUAGCUCCUACCUCAGUUGAAGUUAUAAACUCCUGCCCAUAUGUUAUGCCUGGUUUUGCUGGGGCUUCUUUGUCGUGGGAAUCAACUAAUGCAGAACCCGAUAAAAGAGUGGGCGCUCAAAAGCUUUUAUUUGCUCCUAUCAAUUUCGUUCGAAGGCCUUUCCAGAAAAGGGAGAUGGUUCUUCAAGUUGAAGGUGUCAACGCACUGUGUCAGCAAAUCCAUCGUGUACUUCGCAGUCAUGAAGAGUCUUCUUUUCAGGAACUUGCCAGAGAUAGACUAAUGAUGGAAUUAGCCAGAGAACAAGCAGUAUCAAUUGAUGCAAGUAAAAAUGGUGGAGCUAAGGCAAUUUCAUUCAAUUCUGCUGCCGUGGGUGCAUCCGUUGGGGCUGGUCUUGGCCUUGUCCUGGCAAUUGUAAUGGGGGCAGCAUCGGGGCUGAGGAAUCCCUGAGGACCGAAUUCCUUCAUAAUAGGAGUUGGAUUGUUUCUUCUCCGUGCUUUUAAUGUUUUUUUUAUAUUUUGUUAUUAGGAUUACUUAGAUUGCAGGUAGAAGAAAUAUGUGAAAGGAAAAUUAAAUUUGUCACAUUAGCAACAUAUAGUUACUCAUUUAUUAAUUUAUUAUUGUAAA